GCAGCUGCUGAACAGAAGCAGACUUGUGCUGCAGAGUCCUGAUCACACAGAGAGAGGAGGAAGACCAGACGAGUCCUGAGAGGAGGUGAUCUAGUGCGGUGCCAAGAGGAGAAGAAACAGAAGAUUCCCAGAGUUUUAUGACAAAGUGCUGGGAGGCAACACGUGUUGAGGGCACACACUCCUACUGUAACCCUGCCCCUGCACCCCAGCAUGGACCGGGACAGCCACAGCGAGGACACUCUGUCCACCAUGGUCCUGGAGAACAUUAAAAACAAACUGAUUCACGCCUUCAGGGCGACCGGAGAGUCCAGAGAGAGUCCUCGGGGCUCCGGCUCCACUGUCAGACCUGUCAGCAUCGGCAGGAGUUACCAAGCCAACGAGGAGCUGCGGAGGGCGCAGAUAGAUGGAGCAAUAACCUGGCUGAGGUCUGAGCUGCUGGAGAUGCGCUCCCAGGACCUGCAGCUGGCUCAGACGCUGCUGGGGCUCAACACAGAGAUCCAAAGACUGAGGAGGGAGAGCUUCGGAGGGGUGGAUGUAGAGGCGGACGAUCAGCAGUAGAGAGCAGAGAAAGACUGACUAUAGGUGGGGAAAAAACCCUUACUGGAACAAGGAAAUGAUGCAACUGAACAGAAAAGAUUGAAUGCAUUUGACUGUAAUAAUGGCUCAUUGUAAUAAAAUGUGUCAUGGUGAAAAAAUAGACACCUGUUGCAUUUAAAGCAACCAAGGUAGAGGAAGAAGAAAGACAGAAUGUGCUUUCUUUUGUGUCAUGGUGGCAUUUUUUUUUAUUUUUUAGAUAAUUUGCACUUAUGCAGAGUUGUACUAAAGAAACCUGAAUGUAAAAAAUAAAUAGAAAAUCACUUUUUGUCACCUUUUCUUUUGUUACAAUGUUUUGUGAAUUGACAAAGAAAAUAAAAAUAUGCACCAUCAAUCAUUCCAUAUGUUUAUUGUUUUGGCAUACUGUAGUACAGUACCUGUCUGAAGUUCAGGUUGUUAACCUUGUUAUUCCACAAACUUUCUUUCUAUGCACAAACAUUCCGACCACAGUUUGUCUUCUAAACAUGGAUUUACAUGUUUCAUUACAUCGCUGUACUAACUAAGGCAUCCUAAUAACACAAAAACAUAUUCAUAAAACUGUCACAGUGUCACCAGACUUCUUUAUCUCUGCAUGUGCACAAUAAAGAUGCAAUGGCUGUCCUGCUGCUGCUGCUGCUGCUGCAUUAAAUCCAUUCUGCAUGCCGUUAUUACCGCUAAAGGUCAGUGAGCUUCCAGUACACACACAUAUAAAAUUCAAACAUACAUACAUCCGGUAAUUCAAAUGUCACUGUUGUACACCAGCUGCUGUUAACAUCACUGUUUGUCUACACAAAGAAGAAAACUUUCUCCCACUUUCCGACACACAAAAUACACAAAGACAACAAUAAUGAGGCAUCAUGCAAAGCAGAUUUUUGUAUUCUUAUCUUAACUGUUUUUCAAACGCAAAAUCACUUCAAAGUAAUGAAAUAUACAAUCCAUUAGUGGAAAAACUGCUCAAGACUCUUACAACAGGUCUGUACCACUUGUAAAUUGUCUUUGUGCCAAAUAGGAAAUUCACAAAAAGUGCUCCUACAUGACUUGUACAAGCCACUAAAGAAUAAAACUUUUCGUAUGAGGUUGUUGCAUUAGGCCUGGUGCCUUUAGGUCAAUAUUUACUACAAGACUUACAAUUUCCUUUGUCACACAAUUUAUACACAGAAUAGUUUGACCUUCAGGAAAACAUUUAUUCGUUUUCCUGCUGAGAGUUGGAUGAGAAGAUUGAUACCACUAUUUGAAUCUUAGCUUAGCAUAAAAACAGCUAGCUGGCUCUGUCUAAAACAUUAUUUAACUCUCCUGUUGUAUUAGUUUCUCGGGAACAGCAAUAAUGUUUUUGGGUCAAUUUGACCCUUGGGCAUGUUUAAUUAUCCAAAAGUGUUCCAAUCCCAAUAAACAUUGACAAGUUGUUUAUAUUUCAUUAAUAACUCCAUUACUAACCAUUUUAAUCAAUAUUUAGUGCAAUGGUGUUCUUUACCUCUCACAGAUCAUGGUUCAAUGAGGAUAAUUCACUAGUUUUUCAUAGAACAUGCAUGUUAAAACUUUUUUCAUAGACAUUGGAAAGACCUACAUAUAAAAUACAUGAUAUUGAUUUAAAAAACAUUUUUACGUUGUUAAUUUUUUUCUUUUUAUGAAAAAAUACUUUUUUAUUUUUAUUUUUAAACUUUGAAAUGGGUCAAUUAGACCUGCAACAUAACUUGAGGAUUAAAGGUUUUUAUUACCUUUGUUAUUGGAGUAAAAUCCUGAUAACAAAAAAGUUGGGAUGCUGUCUAAAAAGUAAAUAAAAUACAAUUUGAUAAUCUGCCAAAUUAUUUUUGACAUACAUUCAAUUUAAGACUGUACACAGAUAAUAUAUUCAAUUUUCAAACUGACAAAAUGUUGUUUUUUGUAAAUAUAUACCCUUAAUUUUACACGGCGUCCCAAUUGUUUUGGAAUCGGGGUUGAAAAUUGUGAAUUUUGAAUGUGUCAAGUCAUGUGACUCGAGUCCGUCAGCUCUAAAAAUGACUUUUGCAUCAGCAUGGUGAGAAUAUUUUCCUUUUUUUACCCUCUCAACUCCUCUCAUCCUCU
This is a messenger RNA of Centropristis striata (black sea bass), 2634 nucleotides long. RefSeq lists its product as uncharacterized. The transcript is spliced from 2 exons. NCBI's taxonomy places the organism in Eukaryota, Metazoa, Chordata, Actinopteri, Perciformes, Serranidae. Bases 211 to 558 code for a protein of 115 amino acids. The record is from RefSeq and is a predicted model, not a curated record.